This is a messenger RNA of Ilex paraguariensis (yerba mate), 454 nucleotides long. Lineage: Eukaryota; Viridiplantae; Streptophyta; Magnoliopsida; Aquifoliales; Aquifoliaceae. The record is from the annotation of a GenBank genome assembly.
CUACUGCAAUGACUGCAGAGAUAUAGACUUGUGCCGUGACAGGGCUUUGCUAGCUCAGGAGUGGCGAUGUGCUGUGCCACAGUGUGGGCAACCAUAUGACCGUGGAGUGAUGGAGAAUGCGCUUCUUCAGAUCGUACGGCAGAGAGAACGACUGUACCAUCUGCAGGACCUAGUGUGCCAUAAGUGCAACCAGGUUAAAGCUGCACAUUUAGCUGAACAUUGUGCAUGUGCUGGCUCUUUUAGGUGCAAAGAGGGUGUAUCCGAGUUCUGGAACAAAAUGCAGGGAACACUAUUUGUGCUGAUCCAAUCCGAUCACCAAAACCAAACUCAUCAACACAAAGAAAAGCUGAUGAUCUGGGAGGUGGUUAUCAUUCACCAUGAUCUCAAACCAUUUGUAAUGGGUAGGGUCCUUAUGAAUCUACGGAGCCUAUUUGACGAUCGCAAAUUUGCAUGA